AUGGCUGCCAGUGGCAGAGAUGGUGAUGGAGCUAGCAGAAGUAGUAGAGGUGGAGGAGCGGAAAAGAAGAAGCAGCAGCCUAAGCAAAAGAAUCCAUACAAAGGGAUUCGUAUGAGGAAGUGGGGAAAGUGGGUAGCUGAGAUUCGUGAUACAAAUACAAGGCUCUCGCUCGGCUCCUACUAUACCCUGAUGGCUGCUGCUCGGGCCUACGACGUGGCCCUCUUUUACUUGCGUGGCCCGACAGCCAAGCUUAACUUCCCCGACUGCGUGGUUAGCGAUGGCCAACACCGCCAACUCAUGCCAAAGGAGAUUCAGAAUCGAGCCACGAGGGCAUCUAAAUCUUCUGAUAAUGCAAGAAUCAGUGCCCUUGAGCAAAAGGUUGACAAAGCCUUCCCCGAGAACUCUGUCCCUCUCAAAUCAUUGAAACAGUCAUUGGCCGAAAUCAAGAAAAUUCAACACGAAUUAGUCACGAAGCAUGCGUUCAUCAAGGAACGACUUGAUCUGUCUUGCAUGAAGUUGGAAUAUGUUACUGGGAACCAGAACCAAAUGGGAACUUAUCUCUCUGAAUACGAGUGGACUCUUAAGGACCUUCAAAUCUGUGUCAAUAGUCUAAGUGACAAAAUUGAUUGA
Molecule: messenger RNA, 630 nt
Organism: Ipomoea triloba (trilobed morning glory)
Lineage: Eukaryota; Viridiplantae; Streptophyta; Magnoliopsida; Solanales; Convolvulaceae
Product: ethylene-responsive transcription factor RAP2-9-like
Exons: 2
Coding region: 1-630 (209 amino acids)
Biological process (GO): regulation of DNA-templated transcription
Molecular function (GO): DNA-binding transcription factor activity; DNA binding
Source: RefSeq, a predicted model, not a curated record